CUUGAAAUAAGAUUCCAGUGCAGAGAUUUUAAUGCUCUGACAACCGGGCAUGACAACUCCUGCAACUGUCUCAUAAUAUUCUGUUUCCAUCCAUACAUUAACUUAAUCAGUGCUGUGGGAUCUAUCUGCAAGCAACUUGAGGACAACCUGCAAAAUUAUUUAAAGAGCCCCAUAAGGUUUCACUGAUUAGCAUUAUACCAUGUGGGUCACAAACGUCGUAGCCCUGGUCUUCCUGGCCACUUCCGCCUCAGCUGCCACCUCGGCUUCAGCAGACAAAGUCCUGAGUAACCACGCCACCAUCCUGGCUGACAACAGCGCAAAAUUGGCUUUCAGUCUCUACCAAAACAUGGCUAAGGAGAAAAAUGUAGAAAACAUCCUCAUUUCUCCUGUAGUAGUGGCCUCCUCUCUGGGUCUGGUUGCUCUCGGGGGCAAAGCCUCGACUGCCUCUCAGGUCAAAACCAUUCUGAAUGCGGAUAAAGUUAAAGAUGAGCAGCUUCACUCCGGUCUGGCUGAGCUCCUGACUGAGGUGAGCGACCCAAAGACCCGCAAUGUCACCUGGAAGAUUAGCAACCGCCUGUAUGGACCCAGCUCCAUCACCUUUGUGGAUGAUUUUGUCAAGAGCAGCAAAAAGCACUACAACUGUGACCACUCCAAGAUAAACUUCAGAGAUAAGAAGAGUGCUGUGAACUCCAUCAACGAGUGGGCGUCCAAGUCUACUGAUGGCAAACUGCCCGAGAUCACCAAGGAUGUAGAAAAGACUGAUGGGGCAAUGAUCAUCAAUGCUAUGUUUUUCAAACCUCACUGGGAUGAGCAGUUCCAUCAUAAGAUGGUGGACGACCGUGGAUUCAUGGUUUCCCGUGGCUACACUAUAUCAGUGCAGAUGAUGCACCGCACAGGUCUAUUUGGCUUCUAUGAUGACAAAACCAAUAAGCUGAUCAUCCUGAGCAUGCCUCUGGCUCAUAAGAAGUCCAUUGUGUUGUUCAUCAUGCCCCACCAUGUGGAACCUCUAGAGAGGCUGGAGAAGAUACUCACCAAGAAGCAGUUGGAUACAUGGAUGGGCAAGCUGCAGCAGACAGCAGUAGCCGUGUCCCUGCCCAAAGUCAGCAUGGAAGUCAGUCACAACCUGCAGAAACACCUUGAGGAGCUGGGCCUGACAGAGGCCGUAAACAAAUCCAAAGCUGACUUGUCCAACAUCUCUGGGAAGAAGGACCUCUACCUGUCCAGUGUGUUUCACGCCGCUGCCAUAGAAUGGGACACUGAUGGAAAUGAAAUUGACACUAGCAUCUUUGGCACAGACAAGCUAAAAAACCCUAAACUGUUCUAUGCUGACCACCCCUUUAUCUUCCUAGUGAAGGACCAGAAAACUAACUCCAUCCUGUUCAUUGGCAGGAUGGUCAGGCCGAAGGGUGAAAAGAUGAGAGAUGAAUUGUAACCACCUGUUGACCUGAGUGUCUAAGUCAAAUGCCUGACCGUGUGUGUGUAUAUAUUUUCUACUGCAAUAUGCGGAGAGAAGUGGGGAAUGAAAUUAUGAAAAAUGAAAUCGCAUUCCUUUAUGUCACGUGCUGACAGCAUUCCACAAUACACGCCUGAAGACAUGUGUUUUUUUUCCUGUUUUAGUGAACAAAGCAUUGUGCACAACCUUCCUUUUUAUUUUGAAGAAUAUUUUAUAUCACUAUGUGGCUUUUUUGUUUUAUAUUGGCAGAUCACAUUAUGGACUGAAGACUUACAUUAAGUAUGAUUUCCCUGGUUAAUGCCUAAAAUGUAAAUGCACAUAUUAGUUUAAUGGCAGGGAAUACCUGUGAAAUAUUAUGAAAAAAUUAUUUCUGUUGUCAGGUCUUAACAAUCUUCAUAAAAGAUGUUCAACUAUUUUACUAUUGGAGAGACUUUAUGGUGCUUGCUGUUGAAUUUAAGAAAAUAUGUUUUAGUUUGUUUAGUUUUGCACCUUUAAUAUGUUAACUCCAAGCAUCUUCACCAUUAGCUGCCCAUUCUUUGCACUGCUUUCCACCACUAGCACAAGAUAAAUUUUUUCUUGGUUUGACAAUUUCAAAACAUGUUUUAGACUGUUACAAAUUUUAGGUUUUUGCAAUAAAAGUGUGAAAAAACAAAAGAACAA
Dicentrarchus labrax (European seabass) is the source of this 2113-nucleotide messenger RNA. It is a transcript of the gene serpinh1a, whose product is annotated as serpin peptidase inhibitor, clade H (heat shock protein 47), member 1a. Gene Ontology annotation, cellular component: endoplasmic reticulum. The transcript is spliced from 5 exons. Lineage: Eukaryota; Metazoa; Chordata; Actinopteri; Moronidae. Gene Ontology annotation, molecular function: serine-type endopeptidase inhibitor activity. Gene Ontology annotation, biological process: negative regulation of endopeptidase activity; collagen fibril organization. The coding region runs from base 200 to 1432 and encodes 410 amino acids. The record is from RefSeq and is a predicted model, not a curated record.